This is a messenger RNA of Oikopleura dioica, 2433 nucleotides long. The record is from the annotation of a GenBank genome assembly. NCBI's taxonomy places the organism in Eukaryota, Metazoa, Chordata, Appendicularia, Copelata, Oikopleuridae.
AUGAAAACACCUUUUUUCGCCUUGUUCUUUUUGGAAGUAGAGAGCUUCGGCUACUGGGAGAAGAAGGUCAAAGAGUCGAUUUCCGAGUUGUACCGUUUUUCGAAGCAGCUGCAGAAAUGCUCCUGCGGCGAUUUUUACAAACAGUCGAGUUCGAUUUGGACGAUGUUGGCGCCGAGCUGCGAUUGUUGCUGGGAGUCGACUUGUCUCUGCCCGAUGAAGACGAGCUCGCUGGAAUCGGUAGAGAGGAUGCAGCAACUGACCAAUGCGACGGAUAAAGAGCGACUGUACGAAAUGAGCACCAGCGAGUUUAAAAAUUUUACCAAGAUUUUUGAUGAUUUACAGCACAACAUGCUGCAAAUUUUAAUAAAUGGCGUGGAGAAUCGAAAAAACGGGCAGUGCUGGAAAUGUAGACCGGUCGAACCGGAGUGUCGUUUUCCUCCACAGUUUUUGGAAUUAAACGCUUCUCGAGAAGUAGAAAAGCCAAAAGUCGACUCCUUCGUCAAGCCGAUCAUAAUCGAUCCUCCUCCUGUGAUGCUCAAAAUGCACAAGGAGGUAAAGACGAAUUUGGACGAAAAACUGAUCGAAGACCUGGCCCAGCGAUCGACGCGAGACACGACUGCAGAAAAUGCGGGAGCAUCGGGAGAGGGCGCUGUUCCGACCAGCACGGUCCAAUCAACGACCAGCACUCGUGAAUACGGAGACAACGAGGACUACCUGGAAGAAGCAGUGUCUUCGUCUCCAGCGGGUCUUUCACUCACCGCGGGCAAUUCUGGCGUGUUACAGGCAGGUUACGAUGCAAUUCCAAUCGCGAUCAUUGUCAUUGGGGCGUUUGUUUCGCUCAUUUCGUUGAUUGGAUUGCUCUCACUUAAUUCUGACGGAGGGUGUGCCAAGUUCUUUCAACGAUUCUACAGUAUCAUUCUUAUCCUACUUGUAAUUCUGGAGCUGUCUUGUGGCAUCGCCGCGUACGUCAAAAAAGACAACAUCACGAAAAUCCUCAACGACGAAGCUUUGGACUCAAUAAAUGAAGACUGGGAAAUCGAAGUUCUUUCGGACGAUGGUUCUUGGUCUUUAGAGAGAAAUCCGACCGCCGUCGCGUGGCAGGUUUUGCAAGAAGAGUUCAAUUGCUGCGGGUUCAACAAUUACACCGAUUGGAAUAAUGCCACUUCUUCCGGCUUUCCGCAGUACGUAGAAGACAUGCAGUUGUGGCUGUCGACACAGAGCUACAAUCUGACAGCGAUUCCAGUCCCAGACUCUUGCUGCGACGUAAAUGAAUUCGGCUGCGGGUUAAUUUACUCGGCGGAAAAUAUCGAAGACGAUAUCCAAACUAUUGGAUGCAAAAACUCGGUGGAGUCGUUUUUGACGAGCAACAUCGCCAUCAUCGCCGGAGCUGCUGUCGGCAAAGUUUUUCUCGUUGUUGUCGGAGUGUGGAUUUUGCAUGGGCUCGUCCAACUCACGAGAAACAUUCAACUUCGACUUGAUUUUGAAAAUUUCAACCCAGCAAGAAAAACAAGCAGAAUAAUAGUAGAUGAGAAGAAUUUAAAAGAGAAAGUCGUUUUGCUAUUGACGGAUUAUCGGACUGGGUCUACUUUAUUGGGCGAGAUUUUCAGCAGACACGAAGACGCGUUUUACAUGUUCGAACCUGACCACGCUGUUUUGUGGGAUCCAACAACACAGGUCAACUGGCUGAUGGAGUACUUUCGCUGCGAGUUCGUGAGCCUGAGCGAGUCCAAGAUCGAAAACAACGAAGUGAACUGGAGUAAACACCGCGAUUUCGUCUUUUCGCACAAAACUGCUCGUCUCUGCAAGCCGCCCUUUUGCGGGGCGGAUUUUUCGAACGACGUUUUCAAAUGCAUGAAAUGUCAAAAAGUAGAUGUUUCGUUGGCGCGGGAGGUUUGCAAACGCAAUACUCCGGUAAUCAAGACUGUGAGGACCAAAGACAUGGAGAAGUUCAAAACCGGCUUUUUGGAAAAUCAGCUUGAGCCGCGAAUCGUCAUUAACGUCCGAGACCCGCGAGCUGUUGUCCAUUCGAGAAGGCAGCUCGCAGAAGUGGCGGGAGUCAGCUUGGAAAACAUGAAAAACUACUGCGAGUACAAAGUAAAGCAGAAAAAGAUGGUGGAGGAGGAUCCCUGGUUCGGGGAAAAAACGACGUUUGUGAAAUACGAAGAAUUGGCCCUCGAUCCAGUCAGAGAAGCGACCAGAAUUUACGACUUUACUGGUUUUGCGCAGUCAUCAAGUGCCAAGAAAAUCAUGGUCCAACUAACCCACUCGAGCCACAACAACGACGCUUACGGCACUGUAAGGAACGCUACAAAAACUGUCAACGCCUGGCGAAAUAAUUUAAACGAGGAGGACAUUUCACUGAUGAGAAAAAUUGAAGACGUCUGUUCAGAAAUGAUGCGGUUAUUCAAAUAUGAGCCUCUAAUAAAGAGUUGA